This is a messenger RNA of Caenorhabditis angaria, 989 nucleotides long. Lineage: Eukaryota; Metazoa; Nematoda; Chromadorea; Rhabditida; Rhabditidae. The record is from the annotation of a GenBank genome assembly.
AUGGAGCCGAUUAUUGUUCUUGGGAAUGAUUUCAAAUGGAGAUUCAAUGCAAACGAAGUUGCCAAUUUGCGAAGAAUGCAAUUCAGUGAAAAAUUCACAAUCGCAGAGAAAGAUUGGAAAAUUGGUGUGGUCUCAAUUGCAAAUGAAUUGACUGUUGAAAUUCAUCUCGAAACAAAUGAUCAAAUUGAAAAACGUUGGAUUUAUGAAAUUGAUGGCGAAUGCACAGUUCUCAAAGAUGAUUCCCAGAAAAAUAUCAUUUGCAAAAAAGUGCGCCAAUUUGUUUCACUGCAAACGAUUGUUCUGGAAUUUUCGCAAAGUUCGAGAAUUUUUACAGUGAUGGAAGAGAAGGACCUUUGAUUGUUGAUGUGCUUUUCAAUCUCAAGAUUUAUGAUUUUUCCAAGGAAAUCCCGAAUAAUUUGGAUUUUGUGCUUCAUGUUGAUGAUCAACGAUUGCAUGUCAAUAAAGGGGUUAGCUAAUUAAUUUUAUUAAAAUUAAUUGUGGAAUCAAGUGUUCAAAUUUUACAGGUUUUGUGCAGUGUUUCGCAAUUUUUCUCCAAGUUUUUCGAAUCGAAUCCAGAGGAAAAAAGAUUUGAAGUUGAAAAUGUUGAGCUCCAUCAAAUGUGCCAUUUUCUCGCUGCAAUUAAUCCAAUUCCAAUUCAUGCAACCAGUAAGUUGGGUGUUUAAAAAACGAUAUCGAAUCAAAUUCUUCCAGAAAAAAGUUAUGAAUUCUUGAUGGUUUUGGCGAAAAAAUUCGAAUGCUUGACAGUCUUCGCAAAAUGCGAGCAAUAUUUGAUCAUCGACAAUGAUCUUGAUUUGAUGAAAAAAUUGGAAUUGGCUGAUCAAAAUGAUUUCGAAUAUCUCUUGGAAAGUUGCAUUGAUUCGUUCAAAACUCACAAACAAGUCAAAGAAAUCACUUUGAAUGCAGAUUUUUGGAAAUUCAAGGAAUCCACACAACUUCGUGUUGUUAAAUCGAUUUUGAAGUUUCUCUAA